AUGGCUGCAGAUGGUAAUGGAGGGAAUAAGGGAGGAAAGAAUGGCAAUAACAAUGGCAAUAAUGGCAAUAAUGGCAAAGGCAAUGGGAAUGGAAAUGGCAAUAACAAUGGCAACGGAAAUGGCAAUGGCAAAGGCAAUGGCAAUGGAAAUGGAAAUGGAAAUGGCAAUGGCAAUGAUGGUGGAGGCAACUCAGGAGGUGGCGACAAUGGUGGAGGCAACUCAGGAGGUGGCAACAAUGGUGGUGGUAAUAACGGGGGCGGCAACAAUGGUGGCGGUGGAACGAAAACAGUGAAGUGCGACAGGAAGAUGUACCCUUACUGCAGCGGGCAACAACAUUGCCCACCUUCCUGCCCAGGAUCCUGUUUCAUAGAUUGCAAAGCCUGCAAGCCUGUCUGCUAUUGUGACAAACCAGGUGGUGUAUGCCAAGACCCACGUUUCGUAGGUGGUGAUGGCAUCACCUUCUACUUCCACGGAGAGAAGGACAAGGACUUCUGCUUGCUCUCAGACUCCCACCUCCACAUCAAUGGCCACUUCAUUGGACGCCGGAACGCUGAGAUGAAGCGUGACUUCACCUGGGUGCAAUCAAUCGCCGUCCUGUUCCACAGCCACAAACUCUACGUCGGAGCUAAAAAGACCUCAAUAUGGAACAGUGCAGAGGACCAUCUCAUCAUCUCUUUGAAUGGAGAGCAAGUCUUAUUACCCACAGAGGAAGGUGCCAAAUGGCAAGCACCCACUGAGCCAACAGUGACCAUAACCCGUUCAAUUGAUGCUAAUGGAGUUAUAGUGGAGGUUGAUGGGAUGUUCAAAGUCCAGGCCAACGUGGUACCUAUCACCGAGGAGGAGUCACGAGUGCACCACUAUGGGGUUACUGCUGAUGAUUGCUUCGCCCACCUUGAGCUUGCAUUCAAGUUCAACUCACUCACUCAAGAAGUGGAUGGUGUGCUGGGUCAGACCUACAAAGACAACUAUGUUAGCAGAGUCAAGAUGAGUUCCAGCAUGCCAUUAAUGGGUGGUGUGGAUAAGUUCUCAUCCUCCGGGCUUUACACCACUGACUGCGCUGUUGCAAGGUUCAAUGGUGGCGGUGAGGGCAUUAUUGCCAUGGCCACAGAACUGGCUAAUGUGAUCAAGUGUGGGAGUGACAUUAAUGGUCAUGGGAUCGUUUGCAAGAAGUAAGCCUAGAGACCAACAAUAAAACCUGCCUCAUUGUCUGGUUUAAUAAAAUAAAAAUUUCUCUUUUGUUUGUUUGCAAAUUGCAAUGUUGUUGAUUAUGUACUUUAAUUAUCA
Messenger RNA from Dioscorea cayenensis subsp. rotundata (Guinea yam), 1284 nucleotides. RefSeq lists its product as uncharacterized. Lineage: Eukaryota; Viridiplantae; Streptophyta; Magnoliopsida; Dioscoreales; Dioscoreaceae. Bases 1 to 1173 code for a protein of 390 amino acids. The record is from RefSeq and is a predicted model, not a curated record. The transcript is spliced from 2 exons.